Spirometra erinaceieuropaei is the source of this 21522-nucleotide messenger RNA. The record is from the annotation of a GenBank genome assembly. NCBI's taxonomy places the organism in Eukaryota, Metazoa, Platyhelminthes, Cestoda, Diphyllobothriidea, Diphyllobothriidae.
AUGGAAGCUAUAGUAAAGAGCGCUAUACAGCAAUUUUUUGAAGAAAAUAACAUCUUGCAGGAUUUUCAACAUGGCUUCCGGAGAGGACGUUCCUGCGUCUCCAAUCUGCUAGGUUGUCUGGAGAUCUGGACCAGGGCUCUAGAAGAGGGUUUUGAGGUCGAUGUCGUGUACAUCGAUUUCCGCAAAGGUUUUGAUACUGUCCCGCACCAAAGUCUUCUUCACAAAUUGAGCGCCAUCGGCAUCCGGGGAGAUCUUCUGAACUGGAUUAGGACGUUUCUGGCUGGUCGGAAACAACGUGUCUGUGUCGGGGAUGAUAUGUCAGAAUGGGUGAAUGUGACCAGUGGUGUGCCGCAAGGCUCAUUCCUGGGAACAUUGCUCUUCAUCCCCUAUCUUAAUAACAGCCUUCAGGAACUCGACUGCGACAAAAUAAUGUUUGCAGACGACGCUAAGCUCUGGCAAGUCAUUAAGGGUCCGAAUGAUCAGAGAUCCCUUCAAGAUAAUCUGCACCGACUGCAAGCGUGGUCGAAGAAAUGGCUUCUAGAUUUCAAUGUGGAGAAGUGUGCCGUCCUUCAUCUGCGUCCAACCAACUCUCAUUCAAAUGAGAGCCUCAGGAUAUAUCACCUGAAAGAUAUAAGGCUCCCCGCAGAAUCUUCACAGAAGGAUCUCGGGGUUUGGAUACAGAACAACCUGAAACCAACACUGCAGUGCCACAAGGCUGCAAAAAACGCCAUGGGAGUGCUGCAUGCAAUAAAAAGGGCUUUCGUUAACUUUGACCAAGACAAUUUUGGGAGAGUUUACGGCACAUUUGUUCGGCCCCACUUAGAAUAUGGCAUACAAGCAUGGCGGCCGUGGCUAGUAAAGGACCAAGCAUGCCUCGAACGAGUACAACGGCGUGCAACAAAGCUGGUGAACGGUCUAAAAAGCCAAUCAUGCACAGACAGACUGAAUUGCCAUAAUUUAUUCCCUCUGUGUUACAGGCAGCAAAGAGGUGAUCUUAUCCUCAUCUACAAAAUAAUACAUGGCCUUGAGUAUGGACUUAAAUUUGAGGACAUGUUUCAGUGGCACCUUUCACCCAAUCUUCGUGGUCACUCGAUGAAGUUACGGACAACAAUGUCCAGGCUGAAUCUUCGUUCUGAAUUUUUCACGCAGAGGGUAGUGGAGAAUUGGAACGAUCACCCUCAGUCAGUCGUGGAGGCUACGUCCCUGCAACUGUUCAAGAAACGCUUGGAUGAUUAUUUGUGUCCCCUGUUUUCCCUCGACAGUCUGAGUCUGAAUUGAUAACCCUGGUCCAGACAAAUAUUUUCUCUGAGACAAUGCUACUCAAAUGAACCAAGUACUGUUUUAAUAGUGAACAUUUUUUGUUCGUGUACAGUUAUUUCUAACGAGCUGACAUGUAAUCAAUAGGGUUUUCAAAGGCUUUGCCUAUUAUCCUUACCAAAUAAACUGAAUAAACUGAACUGAAUGCUCUUCUUCUCUUGAAAUUUUCCUCUUUCCGAAUAGGUGGCAAACUUUUGAAUUUGAUAUCCUUUUACCUGGGCGCUCGUACACAACGACUUAGGAUUUCCAAUGCCAUCUCCAACCCCACACGUGUGAGGAGUGCCGUCAUUUAGGGUAGUGUACUUGGCCCGCGUGUAUUUUGCCUUUUCGUUAGUGAUGUACCCGAUUAAUUCCAGAAUGGUAAGCCUUUCAUGUAUGCCGAUGAUAUUAAAGUUGCAUAUCGAUAUAAGCCGGUAGAUCAUGACAUCGUGCUUGAGCUCCUAAACAGCGAUCUACAGGCUUUCGCCCAGUGGUGUCGCACAUGGCGCCUUUCUCUUUCCUGGCAUAAGUGCGCAGUCAUGGUGGUUGGCGACGACCGCCAACCUCCACUAAGUAUUUAAGGUCACGCCAUAAAUGUGCCUGGGGUUUUAAGGAUCUGGGCGUAUCAUAUUCCGAGAGCCUCAAUCUCUCGGAGCACUGUGUUUUGAGAGUCACCAAAGCACUUAGAACGACCGGGUUUAUCCUCCGAAACUUUAAAACUAGGGACAUUAGAAUGCGCCUUUUCAACAUGUACGUUAGCAUGGUCUGGAAUACGGUUCGUUUUUAUUUUGCCUCAUGUGUACUAUUGAGCGGAAGAUAAUAGAAUCCGUUCAACACUUUUUUUAAUAAGAGAGUUUUAACCCUGGAACACCGAAAUUUGUCUUACCAAGAACGUUGCUGGCUUACAGGCCUUGAUUCUGUAGGGAUUCGUAGAUUACAAAAGGAGAUAUUUUUGCUAUUUAAGCAUUUAUUUAAUCGCACCUUUAGCCCACUCACUACUUUAAAACAUCAUGUCCACCCCGACGUAACAGUCUCAGUGAGGUCUUUUUAUUUCUUCCUCUGGUACGUACUGUUAAAUAUCGUCGGUUAUUCUCUGCAAACAUGAAUGCUAUGUGGAAUAAACUGCCCAGGAGUGUUAAACCUCUACAAAAGUAUCCUUUCUUUAAGAGAACUUUUACUCGAUUUUUGCAUUCAGAAAAGCUCCCACAAAUUUUGCGUACUGAAUCCACUGAUCGACUCUACCGUAGCGAUGGCGUUUGUGGUCGCUGACCACUAUGACUCGUUCCACCAGGCACAAUUUCCUUGGCCAGCAGCGACAGCUGUUCUUCGGCGCUUCUGUUUGGACUAGCCCCACCUUCAUGAAAGUAAUUGGCGACAGAUCAUAUCAAAUAUCGUGUAAUUCCUCCCUUCUUGACCUCGACAGUUUGCUUUUAUUAAUUUUUUUCUCCUAAACCCCCCAAACCACAAUUACCAUCAUCAACCCUAUUUUUAUUCCUUUUCGUCAGGAGUUUUUUUUCACUGCUGGCCGGAUUUGUGUUUAACGCUCCCUUGACGAUGCCUGUAAAGUGGAAUUAAAUAAAAUUAUUAUUAUUACCUCAACUGUUCACGAACAUGGCCAUCAAGUGCUCCGUCCGUAACUCGCAUACCAUACACACAUCUAUGUAAUAGGCUUGAGAUAAUAAUUCAGAAAGAUUAGGCCGCUAUUAUUCAAUCAAAGAAACCUCGUCCGAGAAUUAUUAUAUAACAUAGUAUGGUAUGCCGUAGAAUGGUUAUAGUGGCCGAUAAUUGGUAUCGCACAGACAGGAUGCUCAUUUGCUUGAAACGUGGUCUACAAGCAUCAGAAAAUAAGAACAGAAAGGAUUGCAUGAUUCUCGCUGCAAAAUUUGGCGGAUUGCAAAGUCUCGAAUUUCCGCCAGUCUGCCGAUCCCCAAAAAUGACCCAGAGACUGAUUCCCAUCUGAAAAAGGAGAUGGAACGAUUUUCCACUCAACAUGACAUCUUCGUCGUGGGUGACUUUAGUGCACCACCUAAUGACCGGAGUUCAUUUUCGCACGAAGCUCAAAAUUGGACUUGUGCCGGGGUUUAUUGAAUAAGAUGUUCAGGUUAUUCCUCACUUAGCACGCCUUCUAUCACACAAGGGUGUUUGAGGGACAGUAUAAAAAAUGUCUGGAUAUGGUACUGCAGGUGCCACUUGACAGCAUUAAAUAUGUGUUAUGUCUAUGUGCAGUAGGUCAAAGCGAUCUUGUAGUACUGCUUUGGGAAUUUUUCAUAUUUGGGUGCCUUAACAAACCAACAGAUCCAGAAUGAAUAUUCGCUGUUGCGAUUUCUAUUAAAUAUAGUUCUGGAAAUUACUUUUUUCCGGUAACAUGUCCAUGGACUGGAAACGGUUCAGUGGGUAAGUAUAAACGAAAAACUAGUAAAUUUUUUAUCUAGUGUCGUCACUACCAAUCAAGAAUCCAUUGAGAUAAGACAUUCACGAGUGAAUCUCCGAUCAAAGAGCAAAUUUUCCGCUGCCCAAAGUAAGUUUAUAUUUAAAAAAGUGGACCAUUGUAAAAACACCUUUAACGAUUGGUUGAAAAGACAUACAAUGAAUGUGGUAUGUUAGCUCUUAAGGAGGAAAGAGCCAUUACUCAUGGGAAGGAAAUAUGCUCGUCGGAAAGGACUGUCCUGCGAGAGAGAAUAUAAGGAUUCGGAACAUCCAUCGUCAAGAGAAAAAUUCUAAACAGGUUGGGGCUAUUCGCUAUACGUGGAAUAAUUUGAAAUAAGCAUACACAGCAGAAUUUAAUAGAAUCAACAAAUUUCGCGACGACUUAUCAACUACAAGCUGUCGCUGCGUAACAGAGAUAGCGAAUGAGAAAAUACAGAGAUUUGAGCUUCCACAGAGAAAGUCAAUACAAACCAACAAACGCGUAGCGGUAAACAUUGCUUCCAAGUGCGAUAAUUUCGAAUGUUAGAUGACAGCGGAAACAACCCUUAAAUGACGAGACAGUAAGAUAUAAUCGCAAUCGUCCACAGUCCGCUGAAAGUCAAAGCUUAUAAGGGAUAUUAGAAGGCGGCCAGUAUCUGUAAGCGCAGGUGGAGGUGACCAUGAUAUUUAUUUGUUGACCGAACAGAUUACUUGCAAGGUAACGAAAUAGGGGAACUCGCCACGGUCAUACACUGAUCGUUUAGCGUCUAAAAGAGGAGUGGAAGUUAAAAGCCACGAGCAUCAUUGCUGUAGGGGAUAAUAUUAGUGGAUUUUACACCCGACUAAAAACGUGGUGUUGUUAAAAUCUAAGUAAGCUUUUCCCUUUGAAUAAGUGAAGCAUGUGAUAACCACUAUUAAAUUCCAGAAGGAAAUUCUACGAUCAGGAAAUUGAGUGUUUGAAACUGAAACAAACAAGAAUGACUUUGUAUUUCCCGUGAUAAGGUGCUUGCGUAAUUUUGAUUUGAAUAGCGAUAAUUUGGGUGGCGAGCUAAGUUCUAGUGAAAAAUUAUUUAAAAGGAAAGCGCACUUGGAUGCCAAAGGCGCAAGUGUUUAGACGUAGCGUAAAGAAAUGACGGGAUUACUACGAAGGGAUUACGCAUAGAACAGGAUCGAACUAUCGGAGUGAGAGCGUCAGUACAUAGGAGAAUACGGCUAAAUAUUAUACGAAAUAGGAAGCAAAGGCCAGCUUCGAGUCAUGCUCACAAACUGAAAUCUCUCAAUAUAAGAAAUACUUCACUCAGCACGCGGAAAGAGUCUUCGAGCGGAAUUCCUUGCAUGUGUUGAUUUUGCAACGGUCGCGGGCAUCCAAUAGACAGCACUAUUAGAGGACAAAAUAAAUAGGCAUCUGAUAACGUCUUAGCUCCAUUUCUGGAAGGUUAAAUUAUGCGACAUGAACUCACGUAUUCUCGCAGCCCUUGAAAAAAAUUCAGUCUUCAUGAGGGGGUAAAGCAAGCUAAUUUUCAUAAUCUAUGUUUAGGUCCCUUAUUGCGGGACAUUCUGGCUAAAUUGGCCGGCACCCUCCCUUCCCACACGUUGCCGUAACGUCUGCUUCUCCCUUUCUCUACGUCGGCACAAACUUUGGCCCUCCCCUGCAGUUGUCCACAGAGCUGCGUUGUUUAGCAGGCACGCCAGAGUCGCCUCACCAUCCAGACAGGCCACCUCCUUGCUGUAACUCAUUCUAUUUAUAAAAUUAGCCACUAGUAUGUGCAUUCCCCGCUUCUAUCUCUACCUAUUAAACCUUUUUGUCCGCCUAACUUUUCUGCCCUUUCUUUUGGACGAGUAAUUUGAUGCGGUAACGACUCUAUUCAGACCGGUCUUAGCCAGGAUUUACUUUCAGUGCUUCGCUACCUUGGUGUGUGCUAUGCUUGACGACCUCGGACGCUACAGUAGUACCCCAUAAGGUCAAGUAGAGAAGGCUUGAUACCCAGGGCUUCCAAUUUUACCAAAAGAUGUCUAUGUGGCACCCUGUUGAAGGCCUUGCUAAGAUACAAGUAGAUAACUACAACUGAACGUUUUUCAUUACGGAGAGGGCUUAUGAAAUUAAAAGAAGGCUAAGCGUCAGGCUUCGCAACAUCUUUCAGGUAAAAACCCGUGCUCAUUAAAUCACAGAAUCUGAUUACCCAGGCAGAAAUCAGGAAUUUCGCCGAAAACUAUCUUUUCAACAAGAAUCACUGGAAACCGAGUUUUAUGCACGUCCUGAAAUUUGUUAACGUCGGAUCGAGGUCCGCAUGCGAAAUCUGGAAUUAUACUUGAGGUCUUUUGUGUUUCCGGCAGGAAUUUACUCGAAAAAUACACUGGGAGUAGACGGCUAAGCAACAUGGGUAGGCCUGACACAUUAAUAAUAGCGUUUGAAAUGCCGUCUGUUCCCAAGGAGUGGAGUCUUUAGACGAAUUAUGUGUUUCUGACAUCUGUUUUAUAGAAAAUUCUGUCUGAACGCAAACGAACGGAAGGAACUGCUACAGACCCUGUGGUAAUGUGUUCUGCAAAGACGGCACUAAGAAAAUACGUCUUGUCAGUGUUGCCAAUUAACAAGCACGUGAUGUCAUUUAGCAGAAGAGGAAUAUUGUGAUACCGCAUAGAGAAGCACCGACGACCAGAGAUUUGGACGGCGAAUUUUAAAGCGUUCAGAUCACUCAAUACAAGUGAUUCUCUCUGCGCAUCGAGAGCUUGACACAUCUCCGAGGACGAUUCUAAAAUUUCUGUGAUUCUUAGACGUACGUAUAAGGAACAAAGAACAAGUUAUCCAGUUGCCACCCCAAUUCCGGUUCAAGAAAUCCGCCCUGAUGAUGUCCGUCUCGAAUUCCUUGUAAAAAAAUAUGGAGGUCAGUCCAGUCUGGCCCGCACAUCUAACCUUUCAUAAGCGAAAAUUUUUUUCUCUAAACUGGCCAAAUCAUAUUCAUUUUGUUUUUCGAGAAGGGAGGUUUUUUUCACACUCAUAAACCGGCUUCCUUGAGCAUGGACCAAAUGCUGUACAGAUUCCGUCAACUCCUGCUAAAAUGGACUUUACAUUUUAUGCUUACCCUGAGAGGUAUCGAUAAAACAAUUGAUUCAUCGCUUAUAUAGGUAUAAGCCGGCAGAUCGUGACAUCCUGCUCGAGCCCCUAAAGGGCGACCUACAGGCCUUUGCCCAGUGGUGCUGCACAUGGUGCCUUUCUAUCCCUUGGCAUAAAUGCUCAGUCAUGGUGAUUGGCGACGACACCAACCUUAACUAAGUGUUAACGGUCACGACAUAAAUGUCUACGGGGUUAUUACGGAUCUGGGUGUAUCAUACUCCAAAAGUCUUAAUUUUUCGCAGUAAUGUGCCCUGAGGGUCUUCAAGGCACUUAGAACGAUCGGGUUUGUCCUCCGAAACUUUAAAAUUAGCGAUAUUAGAAUGCGCCUCUAUUACAUUUACGUUAGACCUGGCCUGGAAUGCUAUUCGUUUUCAGUAAGUCUCAUGCGUGCUGCUGAGCGGAAGAAGAUAGAAUCCGUCCAACAUUUUUGGUAACAUGUGGUUAUAUAGUCCCACCUGAAGUAAGCCAACCCCAGCCAUCUGUAAAACCGGAACGGUGGUAAAAGGGGUUUUACAGGUGAGGUCGGAAGAAGCACAGGCAACUGGGUCAAGUAGUUGUAUGCAAAAGAAAAGCUGUUGGGAAUGCGCGGUUGAACUUAAUUGGUUAAGAAAUAGUUGCCCUAAUCCCUAACUAUUACCCCAGGCCCAAACCCCUAACGCUAAUCCCUUGCCCUAACCCCUUAACUUAAUCCCUACCUCUAACUCCUAAUCCUAACAUCUAACCACGACCUCUGACCCCAACGGAAUUUUUUCCAUCAGGUGGGGCUAAAUAACCACAUCUUACCCAUUUUUUGCCAAGAGAGUUUCAAAACCGAAACACCGCCAUUUAUCGUACCAAGAAGUUGCCGAUUUACAGGGCUUGAUCCUUUGCAGUUUUAUAGAUUACAAAAGGGACUAUUUUACUAUUUAAGCUUUUAUAUAAUCGUACUUUUAACCCACUCACUACUUUACAACAUCUUGUGCACCCCCGACCUAACAGAGACCGCGAGGUCUUUUUAUUUCAUCCUUUGGCACGUACCUCUAAAUAUCGUCGGUUAUUUUCCGCAAACACGUUUGCCAUUUGGAAUAAGUUACCCAGAAAUGCGAAAAUUCAACAAAAUUGUUCUUUGUUUAAGAGAAUUACUAUUUGUUUUUUGGACUCAGAAAAACCCACAAAUUUUGAGCGCUAAAUUUACCGAUCGAGCAUAACGCAGCGGUGGCGUUCGUGGUCUCUGAUCUUCAUGACCGGUCUCGCCAGGGAAAAUUUCUUUAGCCAACAGCCACAGCUGUUCUUCAGUGUUUCUGUUUGGUCCUGUCCCAACUUCGUGACAAAAAAUGGCGGCUGAUAAUAUCCGAUGCAGUGCUACUCCUCCCUUUCUUGACUUUCGUCAUUUCAUGGGCAGCAGUUAUUUUCUCCUGAAUCCUCCAAACUAUAUAAAACCACCAUCUUCUUCAUUUUUUAUCAGAAGUUUUAUUUCACUGUUGGCCGGAUUUGUGUUUAAUUUUUCCCUGACGAUGCCUGUAAACUGACAUAUAAUACUAUUAUUAUAAUAUUAUUCGGAUCGUGCGGAAAGAAUUUUACGAAAGACAUAACAUAAGGAGGGCAAAUACCCAUAGAAUAUUUAUGUGGUGUUGAAGGCAGAAAUCAAAAUUGCCUACAAAGGGGGAUGAGUCAGGGCGAAAUGGAGCCCCCAGAACAGAGUUCGUUCGAGUAAUUGGAGGUUAGACGGAAACCGAGGUUGGGCUGUAUGUUGGACAGAGCUCAUUGCGUGUGUCGUGGUGUCAGACUGCUGCCUCGGAAACAGUCCCAUAAUCGUCUUAACCAAAUCACUGAAUCUGACCAUUGUAAUUGCGUUUCGAUUGACAGUCGAAUAGACGCUUUAAUCUUUGGUUCACAUGCUUUUAUACUUGUAUAGUUGUGCGAUGUCGACACAGUGUGAUGUGGUUGUGAAACCAACGCAUUUUGAAAUGAAAGUAGAACACCAGAUUAGCGUAAACAAAAGAUAAGGUCUCUGUGACUUCGCAUCGUCCAAACCAAGGAUCCUCGGGCGUUACAGCGCUGGUAGCGUCACGUACGAACACAGCUCUACAGACCCAAUGCGGGGGCACGCUUCCAUCUUACCUUCCGUCAGUUGCACCACAGUGUGACGAAAAAGAGAGCUUCCAAAACUGAUUACAAUGUGCUACAUUCUUCUUGGAAGAAGCUCCUGAGGUGGACCACAGCUGUACUCUCUUCAAGUGCCUCAGUCCUAAACGCUUUAAACGAGCCCUGGCCGCGGCUUUGGCAUCGCCUGCUUCGCAGCCUGUGAGAACGACUGCAAUAAAUACUGCAAGCCAGUGUUUUAGUUGGCAGAGCCAUUGACCGACUGCUUGGAAGACGAGGUCAAAGUUUCGGGUUGUCCAGGCAUUUCGCCGAAGACCUAUCGGACCUCCCGAACGUGGCCUACCCAUCCCUCAAAAUAAACGAUAAGGAAGGUGUCAUACUUCAUCAAUUCAUAAAAGGGUAAGAUGCGUCGGAUCUCAUCCAUUCACUCCCUAUCAUCCCUCCAGUAGGCCUACAAGAGGCCUUAGAGCGGAGAGAUUUUUACUAGCUUUGAAAUCACAACAAUCAAAUCAACCAAACCCUCAUAUUUAAAAUUGUCAUAUCCACCAUACGAAAAUAAAUUUCUGUGCUCUCGGAAGAAAACUUCCGCAGAUCGAUCUACUUAAAGGCGAAAGGUGGCAAGUCUUCACGGAACAUAUAGAUGACGUCAGUGAUGCCAGGACUAUUUGCGGACGCAGUAAAUGCCUCUUUUUCCACGUGUGAUGACGCAUGUGCCUUUUUCUAUCCCUUCUUGACGGAAGUCGAAAUAGCAGGCCAGAAGCUGGAGGCUCUUAUCGAUACAUGUGCAACGUCAUCGCUGGUCAACCCUGGACUGCUUCCGCUGUCGUACACCAGACCUAUCAAAACAGCCGCCGUACCACAUCUAAUGACAGCAGACGGCCCUCCUCAAUGGCAUCAAGGGACGAUAAGCAUUUUCUCCCGUUCCACUCACACGAAAUGUGACCAUACUUUCUUUGUGGCGUCAAAUUUGGCGUGGGACAUGCAUAUAGGCCUUUACUUUUUACCAGAAUAUGCCUGUGUCGUCAACGCCAAGGACCGCAUCAUGCAAGUAUGACCGGCUUCCGGUCGUACAUAACCGGCACCAUUAUUUGACGAUCAGACAGUCUGUGCAGCAAUACAUGCUUCGGCACAGAUUCCUCCCACAAACAUAAACAGUAUUCUACCACACUCGGCUACGUAUAACACGAACAAAGCCGUCCUCCGAGCUCUUUUGCGUCUGUUUAAGGAUAUUUUUGCAUCGGACGAACAUUCGUUAGGACGCACCGACGUCAUGUGCCACACUAUAGACACGGGUUCGGCGAAGCCCGUUUCACAGCCAUUCAAUCGGAUUCCAGCAUGAUUUCAAAAGGAGGUUAUUGACAUGGUCGAUUUUAUGCUCUUCUCCGGUGUCGUACGACCACCUAUGCCAUCUUGAACAUCGCUCGUCACCCUACUGCUUAAACAGAAUGGUAAAUUACGUUCUUGUGUUGACUAACUCAAACUCAAUGUGGUUGCGACUCGUGCUUCCUUCCAUCUGCCCCGUACUGAGUGUACUUUCGACGCUCUUGCACAUUGAUUUCCAACGCUGGACCUGAAUAUGGGAUAUUAACAAGUCGAAGUUUAACAGAUUGUUGGCCAAAAGACGACCCUUAUAACCCCCAAAGGGCUGUUCGAAUCCCAGAUCAUACUAUUUGGCUUAUGAAAUGCCACCGUUACAUUUCACAGAGUGACGCAAAUCGUCUUAGCCCAUUUGUACCCGUAAUAAUGUCUAAUCCAUCUAAACGAUGUAAUUUUUUUGGAAGAGGAUGAAACGACCUAACAACUUCGUUGCUAUAGUAACGGCAUUACAGGAUGUAAGACUUCGGCUAAAUCCCCAAGUGUCAAUUCCUCUGCGAUCGAGUAGACCACACAGGUCACUAAUUUAGGCCGAUGGCUAUACGAGCAACUUCGGGAACGACAAACGCGUUCGAUCCUGACUUACACCACGGUCGUAGACAGAAGUGCGACCUAGGAUUAACUUCGUAUUACUAUAGUUUCAUCCACUAUUUUUCUGGUACAGCCCGACCAGUACAUCGGCUGACAGAAAAAGAACGAACAUUUACCUGGACAGAGGACUGUAAAGUGGCGUUCGACGAAUUGAAGGCUCGGCUAAAAUUGGCCCCGGUUCUUGUGUUUUCUAGUACAGACGUCGGCGUCCCACCUUCCCUCUUGGAUACUUACGCCAGUGGAUUCGCAAUUGGUGGUACUUUCACAGGCAGAAAUAACAGGCCAUGAAAGGCCAGUGUGUUUCACUAGCAAGAUCCCGUCCAAAGCACGGCACUACCGAACGCACCACCGAGAAUUAUUAGCUGUUAUUAUCUUCAUCGAACAGUCCCGUCCAUUCUUAUCGUACAAGCCCUUUAUUGUCCACCUCGACCACAAAACCCUUCAGUGGUUGGAAGACACUAAAGGCACAAGGGAAAGCAGCUCGAUGGCAAGAAUUAUUACAACGGCAUUCGUUCACGUGCACUUACCAACCAGGAGCGCAACAUGCAGACGCACACGCGUUGUCACGCACAUCAAUAGUACUCGGUCGAAUUAACGCGGUGCAACCUACUGGACUUACAAGCCAUCACUGGACUAUCGUUAAAAGUACCGACCUAGACACCGAAAUCGCAUACAACCACCUUCUGCACUGUCGAUCCUGACCAACAGAUUAAUAAUUAAUCAGUUCCUCAGGAGAGGCCUAUAUUCUACGAAAUCAAUGGCCGCGCCUCCCUAUAGAUAAUGACAUCUUAUUGUUUAAGGAUAAAUUGUCCGAUUCAUCUUGCGUAGCUCUUUCCAGUAGCCUGGUGCUUCCAGUGUUAACGGACCUAUAGCAUGGACUCGGCCAUGUAGGACCACACGAAACGGAAGUAGUGAUGCGACAAAGGUGUGGCAGUUCGCGUCCCCUCGCCCUCCGCCUUUGUCACGCUGCCGUCCUGUCCGCCCCACACUCCGUGUCAAUACGCUGCUGGGACGCGCGAGUGCUCGAAGCCAAUCAACGCUGUCCCCACUCUGCUUGGAUGGCGAGAUUGAGACAAUGAAGGGCGCACACACGCGCGUACACAACACCCCGAAGGCGGACAGAGCUUGCUUGGAGCGCGCUCGCGGCGACUGCCUGCAGAGCCCUUGUAUACGCACUUCCUCAAGCAGUUAAGGUUGUCCAACUCAAACCGUCUUCCCUGACUUUUGAUUGGGAAUCUUUAUCUAGUCGACCACACGACAUUCGACAAAGGUUUUGGUAACCACAACUAGAUGAGCAAGUUACCACGUUCAGCAACUCGCCUUCAGUAAGUGCUUUCAAAAACCCAACAUGACACAUGCGCCCCCUCCCUCUGUAGGUAAUGCCAAUCGGGUCCCCUUUCCAAAGGGCAGGCAUAGAUAUCAUUAGCCCACUUCUGGUUAAGGCCGCAUGCUGCAGUUCUUUUCUAGUUGUGGGAGAUUAUUUCACAGUGGACAGAGCAGUGCCACUCCUAGACAAGACGCGUUAUCCGUUGCUUCAGCCCUUUUCAACAAAUAAAUAUACCGUUCCGGAUCACCGUUACUUAUUCAUUCCGACUGCGAUGCUAAUUUCGACAGUAACCCAGUCUAUGUGUGCGACCUACAAGGGAUCUAUAAAAUCCGCACAAUGCCUUUCCACCCGAGGGUAACGGACAAGUGGAGCUAACGGACCGGACUUUAGUCAAACUCCUUAAAGCCUUCGCAGAGGAACAUCAUCCACACGACUAGCACGAACGACUUCCCUGCGCCCUAGUGGAUUCUCGGGCGACUGUGCACGUCACCAAAGACUAUACUACUUUUGUAAUGAUGGCCGGUCGCACUUUCCGUCUUCCAGUCGGAUCCCAGUCACUCUCACCGCUAACAAGUUGGUGCACUUCCGGUGACCACGUCAGACAACUACAGGGACUCCUACGGCUCAUGCACAACCUAGCCCGAUCGCCACACACAUGGUGCCCCUCAUAUACACGGCGAUAUCGCGUAGAAAUAUCGAUCUUUCCCUCCAUUGCGCACGUCUUUUUAAUUCUCUUACCACUGGGAAGGCUCAUUAGUAGUCAGGGGCGGCAUGCCCACUGUGGACUACGCACUUCAAGAUGCCAUACGUCCAGGCGAACCAGUUUUUAUGGCACACUUCUACACAUUUAGGCCAUACAGAUAACGCCUACCCACUGCAACGACGGACGCUGCCAAUCGUUCCGCCCCAUCUGGUACCUCUGUCGGGAGGUCACGGAAGACGGGUCAGGUCGGACAACUUUUACUGUUGAGGGAGAAUCUAUGUUUUUUUUCAGAUAAUUUGAGGCACGAUAUCGAUGGGCUAAGACUGAAUCAACCUCGAUUGACGAAAAGAAUAUAACUAAACUAGGGGGAUCUUGCCAGUGGAUUACAGACGUUUGACAUUCUCUAUUUUAUAAUCAAAUUCACGCCAGUAAAGGAAGUAAUCGGAAAUAUCAGUUGGUCGUGUGGACCUGGGAACAUGUUUGUAGGAAGUUACAAGUCAUUUUCUGUCUACCAAAUGUUUCACUGGCAACUAAGUGAACGACGGAGUCAAGAAGUUUGCAGAAAAAUUUGCAGACAAAACUUAAGCUACACGAGCAAAUAUCGAAUGACCGGUUUUCAACUAUCAAUCCGAACAAGUUUAACACGUGCGUACGUAGCACGAUAUACCAGACUUGGCAGAAAAGGCAUUAACCAAAAGCCCAGACACGUUUUUUUGUCGAUAUUCCGCUACUGUAUGACACAACUGUGAGGGGUACGGCUCAUCAAUGGAUCCCUCAGCGUCCCCCGUACGUCUUCGGGUAGAUGCUUCAGUUCUCAAAUUGCAAGUUUUUAGUUUUCUCAGAAACAGAUCGCUAACUUGGAGUAAAUCAGUCCAUGUGAUAGUUAUAGGCUCAGAGUGAAAUUCGAUACGAAUAUCUGGGUCAAAGUUCAUCAGCCGCAGAGGAAUAACCGCGUAAUAUUCAUUAACUGCCAACAGGCAGCCCGAAGUAUAUGCAUAUACCAUUCGCUUUGCAGUCGAAGGCAGCCCAGUCUCUGGUUCUGUUCGACUGGCCGGACUUCCGACUAAACUCCUCCUUUAUCGAGCUUCGACCUUAACUAACAGUAAACACGAUAAAUCUAAAAUAUAAACUUUCGAAUACCUUCAAACACAGUCUAAGAUUGACCAUUACACGCAAAACUAAUCGCCUAAUACAGAAACUCGUUCGGAAACAAAUCCCACCUUCCGCCGUGCGCUUGUCUUACUCGUUCGACACUAAGAGUAAAAGGUUGACCGCCAGUGGUGGGAUACUAAUCUGACUGGCAGGCAACACAUCCCGAAAAUUGAUAGUCGGAAUAUGAUUUCCAGCCGGAUUUUCCGUCUGUUGUCCUUGACGCCCCAGCUGAAAAUAAUGUAUGCCAAAUGCCAACUGCAAAAUAAACGUUUGUACUUUUCAUCACGCAAAUUCCUCAUUUGCAUACCAAAAUUCAUUGAGAACCUUUCAAUGAGGAAAUAAGAAAAAAAUAGGAAUUGGUCUUUAAAACAGUCAUAGGCAUAUGUAUUCCAAAAAAGGUAUUCGCUUUAUAAGAAGCGACUGCUACCAUGUAAAACGUUCAACUAAUAAUUUUAGAAUUCUAGAGCAAACGUGAAAUAAGCAGCAGUCUACUAACAUCAGAACGUUCUGAAACUAAAGACCCGCCGAAAUAUCUCUUGUUUGACUAAGUAGAGGGUCAAAUAUUUAUAAAUCUUGAGGUGGUUCAUUCUCUUCCUCUGUUAUUUCUUGCGGGCCAGGGUCUGCUGAAUCAGUUCUCUCCGGCAACUCAUCCAGUCGCUUGCCUCCGUAAAUAAUCAUGUAGAUGAUGCCGAAAAUGCAACAUGUACCCGACACCAACGUUGAUAUGGUCGCGAUAGCAAGAACUAGCCGCUCUAGAAAAAAAGGAUGUGCAUAAUAGUCUGUCAUCGCUAAGUUUCGCUAUUAAAUUAUCGGAACAAUCAGAACUAGUUCGUAAAUACCGCGAACCCACUAUAACUUACUAUCAGGGGAUAAAGGUUUCUGGUCUGGAACAGUAAAGUAUGACAAGCAAACAGCAUGGUAUUAAUAGCUGUUCCACAUGUGUGUUGUUUUUAAAUAAAUAUGACUGGUUGAAUGGGAAAUAACAUCAUGGUGUCGGGCAUUUGCACGAAUAAACCAAAUCCAAAUCAUAAUGAUGACGGUCACUCACAUCCUUUGAAUUCGAUAAGCUUCUCGGCCACUGAAAAUUAAAGACAUAUUAAUAAAGCUCCAGUAAAGUGCAACAAAGGACGCAGAACUCAUAUAACACAGACGGCCAAAAAUGACGCAAAGGCAACUUUUAGUAGAGCGACAUAGGCAUAAAAUGCAAAGGGAUGGGAAAAUUGUUGAGAGUCGGCGCAGCCUUUUCUAGGCCUACAAAGAAAAUUCCUAAACUGCCAAUGUCUUACGCCCUGGUUCACGAACCUUUGGAAUUGCUUAGUUAUGUUUUAUUGCCAUUUGUGCUAGUGAGGAGUGUACACCUUGAUGAGGUAUCGGUUGCACCGAGCGCCGUGCUCUACUGCAAGAAAUGGCCAUUUCGCUCUGCUCCGGACACCCAGUACUCGCCGGAAACCCCAUAAAGCUCUGUUCUAUGCAGCAGCCACACCAUGGUAACCACUGCGACUGGCAGGAUUAAUCAGAUGAGGUUCGACGGCAUUGCUGCUAGCCUGAUCGAAUUGUGCGCGAAGUCUGUCCCGGACGGUAGGGAUGAAGCAAACAUGCUGGAGCAAGCACAGACAGGGCUUGAUGAAAGAUCAGCAAUCGCGCACAAUCUCAAUAUCAGUCGUCCUGAUGUAGUUAAGUUACUGGAUCACGGUUCAUUCGUGAGUCAGAUUCAUCACUCAAUAACCUACAUCAGCCCCCUUGUCUUUAAAAAGGUCUGCACAGAGGGUAAGAUACGAUGCUGUAAGUGUUCAGGAUAGUUCGGGUGAUUUGUUCGCUAAGUCUAAACAUGAACCUUUGAAAAAUUGGUACCCACAGGGGACGUCGAAGUAGCCUACUUCAAGGACGUAGUACUCACCGCUCCAAAUGGGUGGGUGGAGUUGCAAAAUAGUGGUCUAAAAAUCCCCGUUAUCCCAUUGACUGCAAACCCAAAAUGCCAUGGACACUCUCUUGCUACGAACAUGUGCUUUCCAGGACCACCCGUGUUGCUUGUCUGCUGGCUUUGAGCAGUGAUAAAAGGUAUUUCAAUUUGACGGACGUCUGACUGACUUGGCCGAAAGCUUGUAGGACGCAAUGCUCAAAGAUGCCGAUGCAAACGUUAAUACACACAAGGGUUGACAAUCACGCUCUGCUCAACGAACAGGCAAACGAGUUACCGUCAAUUACGGUUGAAAGCAAGGGAGAAUAGUCAACGGAACGCGUUGCAGAGAUGGCCUGAAGCAUGCGUUUGUUUCAGCAGCAAUGUACUCAGACAAAAGGUAGGCAUUGGUGUUCUCAAUUUAAGCUGACUGUUAGGGAAGAAACGUUGGAGGAAAGAACUUCUCCUAAGUGAAAUAUCAUUCAAAUUAAAGGAACCUAAGAACAAGGAAAAACAAUAUACAAGGUGCAGAGAAGGAAACCGCAUAUUUAACGACAAAUCAGGGAAGCUAACUCACCUUCACCGGGCGCAUGUGUGGUGGCGGUUCCUACAAGUGACGCAACAAGAACCAACAUAGAGUGCCUGGCGUGCUGAAAAUACUCAGUCUAUAGGGAAAUACAACCUAGACAAAACGAUCAACCCAUCAAGAUGUCUAAUUGGUGGCUGUAAAAUCGAAUCCGCCUUGAAAUUCGAUGAUCUUUUAAGUACUCGUGACAGUCUGCAGUAGCACUCAACGGUAAUAGUGAUGCCAGGCUGGACACGCAAAAAUUCUUUUUCUCCAACAGUCUGGGACGUUUUUCCCCAGGACGUAAUAGUGUCUCUAUCCGUAGAAGCUUUUAAAACGAAGCACCACAGCGCUGCCUGACCGCCGUCGUCUUGAUAUCUUAUGCUAAAGCCUUAUUACUGUUGACACUACCGAUAAUCUCUAAAUAACGUUUGUUUAUAGAAUUUACUAAUGCAUGAGCCUCGUGAAAGUGUUCGAACCUCGUUGCACUGUGUGCUCCACAGCAGGAUUGGAGCAAGAACGGUAACUUGUGCAUGAGUUAGUUUAAAGUGCCAGUUGACUUUUGCAACAUCUGUUGCAUUCUCCCCCCGCUCUCCUCUACCUGGAUCCAGUGCCAAGAAAGAGUCAAGAAUACCGGAGGCGAGGGAGGGCGCAAGUUGUUGACAGGGAGAAAACCCGCACCUAGGUACACUAAACCCCCCCCCCCGGUCCACAACAUAUACUGAUCAGGGUUUUACACAGCAGCAAAAACGUGAGGUGGAUCGGAUCUCACUUGGUGGGAGUUCCAUGACAGUUCGACCUCGCGUCUGACAAUGUCCACCGUGCGCUCCACAGCAAGGUGGAGCUGGCACGGUGGCUUAAGCGUGCAUUAGUUCGUAGUGAAAUAUAUAUUGGCACAGAAUCUACCACACUCUCCCCCUCCUCACCUGCAGCCGAUGUCAAGACAAAGUAGAGAAGACCGGAGGCGGGAGAGGGAGUAGGUGACUGGCACGGCCGGGCCCGCACCCAGGCGCACCACCACAUCAUCUGGUCCACAACAAACGUUUAACCAUGAUUUGAGCAAACAACAACAGGACCAAAACGGGUCAGAAAAACGAGGAAGUCUGGGCUGCUAUGUCCUAGAUUUGUAUACCCAAUGGGAGCGCAAACGCAUCUACCGACAGGGAGACAGGGGUAGGAGAACUGCAAGCGCACACUUUGCUGAGAGGACCAUGGCUUGCUGAUCAUGGUGUAGCAGUUCGCGUCUCCUCACCCUCCGCCUUUGUCAUGCUGCCGUCCUGUCCGCCUCACACUUCAUGUCGACACGCUGCUGGGCCGCGCGAGUGCUCGAAGCCAAUCAACGCUGUCCCCACUCUGAUUGGCUGGCGACGUGGAGACAACGAAGGGCGCACACACGCGCUGACAACACCUCGAAGGCGGACACAGACAACAGCUUGCUUGGAGCACGCUCGCGGCGACUGCCUACAGAGCCCUUGUGUACGCACUUCCUCAGGCAGUAAAGGUUGUCCAACUCAAACCGUCUUCCCUGACUUUUGAUUGGGAAUCUUUAUUUUGUCGACCACACAACUUUCGACAAUUGGUGACCCCUUUACGAACAGCAAUCUUCGUUCUUCCUAAUCUACGACAAAGUCAGGCGUUGAUCAAGGACAAUUUUCCACCGGAAGUGCGGCAUAUUUUGGCACCCACCUUCGGCAUUCUUUCGGCCACGCAACUUACUCAGAUGGCUGAUCGGCUUAUGGAGAUGCACGGUUUUUCCAAGCCGUCCCUCAACUCCUCCUGCGUCUCCCAUUUCGCAGUUAGACAUCGACCUCAGCAAGCUGGCCAAUGAUAUAGCUUCACUCCAGAAGCAGGCAGUUUCUCCCUCGUCUCGGAGCCAACCGAAGCCGCCCACCCCGCAUCUUCAGUCUUCACAUCCAGCCCGUCCAAACGCAGCUGCUACCUGCUGGUCCCACACUACCUUCGGUGCUAAAGCCCGUCGCUGCGUCUCUCCCUGCUUCUUCACCUUCAAGCAGAGCAAACUGGUAAAACCUGUCAGCCCGAAGGUCAGUGCUACCAAUCUUUCCGACAGCUCCAACCCUGGUCACACAUUUUACGUCCUCGACACCAGGAGUGGCAGACGUUUCUUGGUUGACACUGGUGCCCAGCUAAGUGUCAUUCCACCCACUCCAGCUGAUCGUCGGUGCCCCAAUCCCGGUCUUUUCCUACAGGCCGUCAACACAUCGCCGAUUACCACAUUUGGCACCUGUUCCCUCUCUCUGGACAUAGGUCUCCGGCGUCUCUUCCCUUGGGUCUUCGUCGUUGCUGACAUCCCCUGUGCAAUUCUCGGUGCAGAUUUCCUCGCCGCUUUCGAUCUUCUGGUCGACUGCCGUCAGUCACGUCUACACGACAAGACUACCAACCUCACUGUCCGGGGUAUCUCUUCCUCCGACGUCUCCCGUCAUCUUGCCGUCUUGGACCCUGAACCCGAGAAUCCAUUUCGGCAACUCCUCGCCAAAUACCCCGGCCUCACUCGUCCCAACUUCAACGUUUCUGUUCCACCACAUGACGUUGUUUACCACAUUCGGACCACCGGCCCUCCCGUGUUUUCUCGCCCCCGCCGUCUCGCGCCUACACGUCUUGCUGCAGCCAAGGACGAAUUCGAGAAUAUGCUUCAAAUGGGCAUCAUCCGUCAGUCUGAAAGCCCUUGGGUCUCACCCCUCCACAUAGUUCCAAAGGCCGCCACUGGUGACUGGCGCCCCUGCGAUGAUUACAGGGCCCUGAACAACGUUACUGUCCCGGACCGCUAUCCUGUCCCACAUCUUCAGGAUUUUGCCGAUGCCCUAUUCGGCAAGUCUGUAUUCUCGAUGAUCGAUCUGGUCCGUGCUUUCCACCAAAUUCCCAUAGCCCCAGAGGACGUUUCGAAGACGGCCGUUACCACCCCCUUUGGCCUCUUUGAGUUCCUGCACAUGCCGUUUGGACUUCGCAACGCCUCCCAGACCUUCCAAAGGUUUGUAGAUAGAGUGCUUCGCGGCUUACCAUUUAUCUACGCCUAUAUCGACGACCUUCUGGUAGCCAGCUCCACCACCGAAGAACACAUGGAACAUCUGGCAACGGUGUUUGACCGCCUUCAACAAUUUGGCGUUGUUCUCAACCCGUCCAAGUGCGUCUUCGGUGUGCCCUCCCUAGAAUUUCUGGGUCAUCUGGUCGACUCCCAAGGCAUUCGGCCUUUUCCCUCAAAGGUUGCCGCCAUUCGGGACUUUCCAUCCCCCACCUCGAAGCGUCAGUUGCAACGGUUUCUUGGUAUGGUGAACUUUUAUCGUCGGUUCCUACCGAACUGUGCUGAUCUCAUGUUGCCGCUCACCAACAUGCUUUCUGGUCCCAAAGGUCCCCUCGAGCUGACUGGUGAAGCACUGACUGCUUUUGAGAGAAUCAAGAAUCCCCUUGCUGAUGCCACCUUACUCACACAUCCCGCUCCCGAAGCUCAGCUGUCUCUGAUGGUAGAUGCUUCGACCGUAGCCGUAGGUGCAGUCCUUCAACAACACCUUGCUGGUUUGACUCAACCACUUGCCUUUUUCUCCAAAAAGCUCUUACCAGCUGAGACACGCUACAGUACCUUUGGCCGUGAACUACUUGCCAUUUACCUGGCUGUGAAGAAUUUCCGGCAUUCCCUUGAAGGUCGUGACUUCACCGUUUUCACUGAUCACAAACCGUUGACUUUUGCACUUCGUUCCCACACUGACAAACUAAACCCCCGGGAAAUCCGCCAACUGGACUACAUCUCCCAGUUUACCUCAGAUAUCCGCCACAUCGACGGGUCACGCAAUGAGGUGGCUGACGCACUGUCCAGGCCCUCCAUUGCUCAUCUUCAGCUUUCACCCGGGAUAGACCUCGCUGAGAUGGCCGCUGAACAACGCCGUGUCGGUCCACCCUGUGAUGAGGAUGUUUCCGGACUCCAUCUUCAGGAGCUACCACUGACAACGGCACUAUUCUAUGCGACGUAUCCACCCCAUCUCAUUGUCCAUUUGUGCCACCAUCUCUCCGUCGCAAAGUUUUCUCCUCCCUGCACAAUCUGUCUCACCCUGGGAGUCGAGCAACCGACAAGCUGGUUUCCGACCGCUUCGUCUGGCCUGGUAUGCACAAGGACCUCAAGGCAUGGACACGGGCUUGUAUCGCCUGUCAACGGAGCAAGAUCCAGCGGCACAACAAGGCCCCCAUUGGCACCUUCCCUGGCCCUGGUGCAAGGUUCAGCCACGUUCACCUGGACAUUGUAGGCCCCCUGCCUCUGUCCAAUGGUUGUUCCUAUCUCCUCACCUGUGUGGAUCGGUUCACUCGGUGGCCUGAAGCAAUUCCCCUGUCUGACAUUGCUGCUCCAACGGUGAUCAAGGCUUUUCUCAGUCAUUGGGUUGCUAUCUUUGGUGCACCCUCCACGAUCACGACUGACCGUUGUGCCCAGUUUGAGUCUAAUCUCUCUCAGUCUGUACUCUCCUUCUUAGGCUGUACUCGCAUCCGCACUACAGCCUAUCAUCCGGCAGCCAACGGGAUGGUCGAGCGGUUUCACUGCCAGCUGAAGGCCCCUCUACGUGCCGCGGCCGAUCCGGAGAACUGGACGGACCACCUUCCCCCGGUCCACUUUGGCAUCAGAUCCGCUCUGAAGCCGGACCUUGAUUGUUCCGCAGCUGAACUGGUGUUCGGUGCCACCGUCCGACUCCCCGGUGAGAUGAUCUCGCCAACCCCAAAAGGUGCAGCUGAGGGUCCUACCAACCUCCUGCAUCGCCUCCGGCAAUUUAUGCGGACACUUUCUCCGGUUCCUCCCAGGCCCUCCGCCUCUCCGUCUUAUCUCAAGAAGGACUUGGCAACGUGCUCCAACGUCUAUCUCCGAUGUGAUCGAGUCUGCCGGCCCCUGGAACCACCCUACGAUGGCCCCUUCCGAGUUAUCUCUCGUGGGACGAAGAACUUCCGCAUCCAACGCGGCACUCGCGAGGAGAUCGUGAGCGUGGACCGUCUCAAAGCUGCCGUCCCGGACACUCCUCCGGAUUAG